Messenger RNA from Amyelois transitella, 2469 nucleotides. It is a transcript of the gene nvd, whose product is annotated as cholesterol 7-desaturase nvd. Gene Ontology annotation, biological process: cholesterol metabolic process; chlorophyll biosynthetic process. Bases 117 to 1499 code for a protein of 460 amino acids. The record is from RefSeq and is a predicted model, not a curated record. Lineage: Eukaryota; Metazoa; Arthropoda; Insecta; Lepidoptera; Pyralidae. Gene Ontology annotation, molecular function: chlorophyllide a oxygenase activity; 2 iron, 2 sulfur cluster binding. Gene Ontology annotation, cellular component: chloroplast. The transcript is spliced from 9 exons.
CACCAUUCUCUCAUAUAGGCCUGCCGCGAUAUCCUUAGUUUAGUUUAAGGUUGGGCGCGUCAAUGUUUACACGGUAGUAAAAAGGUGAAAAAGUGCCCGCGAAAAUUUUGUACAAAAUGUUGCGAAACGGAUCAGAUAUUUUUCCGAGCGUGCAAAUGAAAAGUUGUUUCCAAAAUGAAGCCUCAUUAACUUAUUCCAAAUGUCAUUCCGCCAUUUUGAAAUCUGAAAAGAGUGAAAUUUUAUUUUUUUAUUUCAAUUUGACGUUUAGUGCUGUUAAUUGGCUGUUGAAUUUUAUCUUUGAUAAUUUAGCUUUUAUUUUAUUAUCUGUGAUAUUAGUGUUAGUUGUUUACGUUGUGUGCAAAAGUUUUUGGUGCCCCAUAGACUAUAGAAAGGAACUAAUAGACGUGGGAUUUGAACACAUACCACCUGGUCCUGAUAAGGCAGCGAAGAUCAACAGGGCUCGGAACGCGAGGAAGCUGGGGUCCAAAAUACCCCCACCGUUUCCGAAUGGCUGGUUUGCUCUGGUCGAAAGCAAGGACCUCAAAGAUGGUGGUGUCAUUCCUGUUGAUGCUUUAGGUCAGAACCUCUGCGUUUAUCGGGGCGAAGACGGCGUCGCGCGAUGCGUAGACGCAUACUGCCCCCACUUGGGAGCCAACCUGGGUGUGGGGGGGUCAGUGUGUGGGAACUGCAUCGAAUGCCCAUUCCAUAAAUGGAAGUUUGGGGAAGAUGGCGCUUGCGUCAGCGUACCAGGGGUUGAGAAUGCACCCCGAGGAGUUUCCCUGAAGACCUGGAAGACAGUGGAAGCAGAUGGAGCAGUCUGGAUCUGGCAUGACGCCGAAGGUCGUGACCCACUCUGGUCUUUGGAAGAUGCCCCUGAGCUGAAGAUGUGGGGGUACAGAGGAAGGAAUGAGUUCGUGGUUAGCGCUCAUAUACAGGAGAUACCAGAAAACGGGGCUGACGUCGCCCACCUCAACGCCGUACACUCCCCCUCGCUGUUGUCGGGAUUGGGUGAGAAGUAUCCCGCCCUGCAGGAUAUUAUUGGUCGCCACGUUUGGGCGGCAAGCUGGAACAGAAAUGAGGAUCACACGGCGCUGAUGAAGCUGACACACGACUACAAGGUCCUGAAGGGUGACUGGUUCCACAUUGACGUGGAAGUUACACAGAUUGGCCCAGGCCACGUGCGCCUGCGCAUGUCCACACCAAUAGGCCCAGUGCUAGUGUCGCAGUCAGUCACCCCGCUGGGCCCUCUGAUGCAGAAGGUGGUUCACAGAUUCUAUUCGCCGCCUCACAUUGCGCCGUUCUCGUCAAUAUUGGUCAAGUCCGAAGCGUAUAUGUUCGAGCGAGACGUUUUAAUAUGGAACAGCAAACAGUUUGUGAGCGCGCCCGCUUACGUACGGACAGACAAGACGAUAAGAUCCUUCAGGAGUUGGUACUCCCAGUUUUACAGCGAGAACAGCAUUAGUUUCAGAGAUGCGAUACAGAAUCCUUUGGAGUGGUGAUGAAAUGCAUACAUACAUAUAUAUAAUCACGUCUAUAUCCCUUGCGGUGUAGACAGAGACAACAGUCUUAAAAAGACUGAUAGGCCGCGUUUAGUUGUCAUUUUUUUCCUAACUAAAAAAAAUCAUGGCAACCGUUGCUAUGGCGUAUAUAAAGAAGGUUAAAUGCCCUAAAUAAAUAAAAGGUUGCCUACAAGUAAUUAAAGAGAAAAAUAAAAUAUGGAUACCUCCUUUUUUUAUACAAUAUUGUAUCAGAUCUUCCAUCUCACCUGUUGAUAAGUGACGAUGAAGAUGAAGAUGUUACACGGCAAAAGAAAGUUUGCCGGGACAACUAUGUCACUACAUAGUAUAAAACAAAGUCGCUAUUUUAGUCUGUUUGUCUGUAUGCUUCAAUCUUUAAAAUUACGCAACGGAUUUUGAUGCGGUUUUUUGUAACAGGCAGAGUGAUUCAAGAGGAAGGUUUUUAUGUAUAAUAACAUCUAUUAAAUAAUUGAUUUUUUCCGAAAUUUGCACCCGUGCGAAGCCGGGGCGGGUCGCUAGUUAUAUAUACCUAAUAAUAUUGCAGGCAGUUGGAACCAAAAGGUUACUCACAAAGUUUUAUUAGCAAAGGAAUACCUUAUCUUUAUGCUAUGAAUUUUUAUAAUGGUAUCAGUUACCUUCUCACCUCUCUGGAGAGGAGCCCGGGGUGCGCCUUUGACCAUGGAUCCUGGAUUGGGUGAGUCAGGUGUUUACACGAAGCGACUCCCGUCUGACCUCCGCAACAUUUGCAUGGAAACAACCCGUAUUGGAUUGUGGUAACCGCUAGAUAAACUUAGUCGACAUUUACUACAUCCAUGAGGAAGAGUGGUCUGAUUCUAAAGUCACGAGCACGGCAUUAAUUUACAAAUGCAUUGAAAAUUAAAAAAAAAACAUACAUACAUAUACAUAACAUCACGCCUCUUUCCCGGAGGGGUAGGCAGAGACUACCUCUAAG